ACUCUGCCACGCUUCCCUCGCUUUCCUUGUAUUUCUCCAUUCUUCUGCCCCCUCUUCACUCUCUCACCCCCAAUCUCUACCUCUCUUCUUUUCCGCCUGAGAACCAGUGGAAAUCAGAAGGAGCUCUUCAGUGAUUUUUACUGUAAUCUUUUUUAAAACUUGGAUUUCUUGAGCUGUUAUCAAUUAGAAGUUCGCCGAAUCGUUUCGAAAUGAUGAAACCGCGAAUCGGCGGCUCCUAUAGCUCGAUCUGUGGCCACGCAUGAUGAGCCUCAGGCCAGGCAUCUCCGACAGGCCGGAGAAGUUCUCCGAGCACGUGACAACCACGAGGAAAACGGUUUCCGGCAACAAGCUCGCCGGAGGUCUGAGAAGAUUGGGGAUGGAGCGGCGCUGCCGGCGGAAGGUCGUCCGAAUCUACUUCACCGACGUGGAUGCUACGGAUUCGUCCUCGAGCGACGAGGAAACCAGCGGGCUCGCCCGGCGCCGGGUUAAACGGCACGUGCACGAGAUAGGGAUCGAGGUCGCCGCAUCGGCCCGCCGGGUUCCCCCGCCGAAACAGCCGGCGAGGGCGCCGCAGGCGGACGACCGGAAGAGGUUCCGCGGCGUGCGGCGGCGGCCGUGGGGCCGCUGGGCGGCGGAGAUCCGCGAUCCGACUCGGCGGAAGCGGGUGUGGCUCGGUACCUUCGACACAGCCGAGGAAGCGGCCGCCAUGUACGACAGCGCUGCCGUCAUGUUAAAGGGAGCCAACGCCGUCACCAACUUCCCCACCGAACCGGCCGUCACCGUCACCAGCGACUCGUCCGGCAAGUGCGACGACUCCUCCUACCCCUACCCCUCCCCGACGUCCGUCCUCCGUUACGGCGGGGACCAGACGCCGUUCGACUUCCUCGGGUACGGCGAUGUGGACGCCCUCGGCUUCAGCGUGGAGCCGCCGUUAUGUUUGACGGACUUCGACUUUUCCAAACGGCAGUGGUGGGAAGUGGAGGAGUUCGGCGAGUUCGACGCCGAGGAUUUCUCGCUGGAAGCCGCUACCUUAUAGUACUUCCAUGGACAAUGACGAAAACACCCCCAUCAUACUAGGCUGCCAGCCCUUAUCCUUCGUGUGCAGUAUCGUCUUUUUCUCCAUUUAGUAGUAAUCUUCGCGAGUGUGGAGCGUGUAACGGCGAGAAUUUGUUAAAGUGGAAUGGCGGGAGUUUCCUGGCUAUUUGUUUAUUUUUUUUGUUUUAGUAAAGAAAUGAUUAAAUUAAGACAUAUUUUUA
Messenger RNA from Phoenix dactylifera (date palm), 1256 nucleotides. RefSeq names its product pathogenesis-related genes transcriptional activator PTI6-like. NCBI's taxonomy places the organism in Eukaryota, Viridiplantae, Streptophyta, Magnoliopsida, Arecales, Arecaceae. Gene Ontology annotation, molecular function: DNA binding; DNA-binding transcription factor activity. Gene Ontology annotation, biological process: regulation of DNA-templated transcription. The record is from RefSeq and is a predicted model, not a curated record.